CCUAACAAUAACGAUAGGAUUGAUGAAGCUCAUUGUUAGGUUUGGAAAUUUGCUCUUGCCACAACGGGUCACAUGAAAAAGCAGAUCUACAACUUAUGUAUGGGAGCAAUCCCAUCCUGCAAGUAUUAAUGAACCUAACGUUUCCUAGCGUUGAGUCACACCGGGCGCCAUCUUUCUUUUAUCAUCCCUAUUGUAUAUAAAGCAGCGAGGGGCGGCGGUGGCUGGUGCGGCAUUCGUGAGCGUCUGAAGGGUUUCAUUGGAGAUUAAGAAAGAAAGGGUAGUUUCGAGGAAGUGACGGACGGCGCUCGGAAGACUGGUCAGAGGAAGUUUGCUCGAUAAUGGUGCCGUGCGGCUGAACGAAACUUUUUCCCCUCUUGAGCGCCAGCGGAGUCGUGGAUCGGGACGGAAGGAUCCAGCAGGGCGGCCGGGGGGAAGCUUUUGUUUCCUCGCCACAUUUGCAGCUCUGAGGAAUAACUUGAGGGCUGGGAGAAAGAAAGAGAGGGUCGCAGAGAAAUUUCAUUCCCUACAACCAACCCCCCUCUCCCUCUGUCUUUCCCGUUCUUUCCCCAGCGCCUCCUGUUUUAUUUUUUUCCCUGGGAUUAGCGAUGGGGAAGGAGCAGGAGCUUCUGGACGCGGCGCGCACGGGGAAUCUGGCCGCGGUGGAGAAGCUUUUACCCGGGAAGCGACAAUCCGCAGGCGGAUCGUCUGGGAGCGCAGGAAGCGGCAACAGCAGCGGGAGCAGCCACGGAGCUUCCUCCCAUCCGCUCUCCAGUCUGCUCAGCAUCUGGAGGGGCCCCAAUGUGAACUGUGUGGACAGCACUGGAUACACGCCUUUGCACCAUGCUGCCCUCAAUGGACACAGUGCUGUGGUGGAGGCGCUGCUACGAAAUGAGGCCUUGACCAACAUCGCCGACAACAAGGGCUGCUACCCGCUCCAUCUGGCUGCGUGGAAGGGAGACGAGCGCAUCGUAAAACUUCUCAUUCACCAAGGACGUUCAAACCCCCAGAUCAACGAGCAGAGCUCUGUAGACCAUAAAGAGUUCAAACGCUGUGGGCCCUUUGACCCCUAUAUUAAUGCCAAGAACAACGACAAUGAGACGCCGCUGCACUGUGCCGCUCAGUACGGCCACACCCAGGUGGUGCGCCUGCUGCUAGACGAACUGACGGACCCCACCAUGAGGAACUACAAGUUCGAGACCCCAUUGGAUCUGGCCGCACUGUACGGUCGACUGGAGGUGGUCAAGCUGCUGCUCAGCGCCCACCCCAACCUGCUCAGCUGCAACGCAAAGAAACACACACCUCUGCAUCUGGCCUCUCGGAAUGGACACCUGUCUGUGGUGGAGGUGCUGCUGGAUUCUGGCAUGGACAUCAACUAUGAAACAGAGAAAGGCAGUGCCCUCCAUGAAGCCGCCUUGUUUGGAAAGAAAGAUGUGGUACAGAAACUACUCAGUGCAGGUAUCGAUGUAAAUAUUUUUGACCAAAAGGGACUGACGGCGCUGGACACUGUCAAAGACAUGCCAUCCCAGAAAAGCAGAGAAAUAGCUGCACUCAUCCUGGGGCACAAGGCUGGAAAACCACCGGACAUUGAACUUCCUCCUCCGCCCAUUCCUCCACCUCAGGAGAGCCCCAGCCCGAGUAAGAAAGGUAACCUGGACAAAGUGACGGAGCUCAUAUCAGGGCUGGCCCUGGGGCCCGAGGAGGAGAGUCCCUAUGAAGCUCUGUUUGAAGCCACAUCGUGCCACUCUUUAGACAGCCUCACUAGUGGCAAGUCCUCCGACAGGGACUCAGGACGGCCAGACAGUGAAGUUGGCAAGAAAGAUCGGGUUGCCCACUCAUCACAUGUUGCUCCAGGUCAUGAAGAAGAGAUGAGCUCAGAGGUUCUUUAUUUAGGUAGCAGCACGGAUCAGAGGAGAGAGCCAGCAGAGGUACAGGAGGAUCACACGUACGAGUUGCUGCUGACCGCAGAAACCAAAGUCCCACCGCCCAAUCUGGAGUCCCAGUCCAAUAAAGAUGAAAAUGCCUCUAAACAGUCUUCCAACAGUAUCCUACCUCAGCGCAAAUCCUCUGUGCCCCCCAAUGACCUCAGACCCCCAAGUAAGACGGCAGACAGCCUACACCCUCCUGCCCGGAUCGCUCCACGAGCACCAGGAGAUAACUCACAGCCAAGCCAGGAUCAGGCAGCAGGUGUCCCAGAGCAGUUCACUGGCCUGUUGCACGGAUCCUCUCCCGUCGUCGACAGCCGUGAGGACGCCUUCAGUCUUCCAGGUGUUCUGCCGCCCAACCAAGGCCAGUCGGAAACAAGGAAACCCGCCAAAGGGAAAGAGGAGCCACCGGCUGCUUCGCGUUCCCCUUGCCGACCCAGCAUGGCCGCAAUCCUGACAGACUGCGAUCCGAAAGCGAUUUAUGCCACUGUGAACAAGGAGCCCAGGGACGCCACGGCGGGAGCAGGAUCUGGCGUCAGGAUGCGCCCUCCGGGCGACCUGAAGCUGGCCCGCAGCCUCUCCAAAUCCGACUCUGACUUGCUCGUGUCGCCUCCCGGUGAGGAGGAAGGGGGGCUGGGAUACCGGAGCGAGUCUGUUUCUAACUGUAGUGCCGGCAAAAAGAGGCUGGAGAAGUCUCCCUCCUUCACCUCAGAAUGGGACGAGACUCAGAUGUCUUCUUCUUCUUCUUCCCCAAAACAAGGAGGAUGUGACUCCACUGAGAGCAUCGAGAAGAUCAUGACUCUAAUUGGAGCGGGCAUUGAUUUCUCCAGAGAUCAGCAUUAUGAUACUCCAGCAGGUGCUGCAGGCCGGCUGCUGGACCAGCCCGUGGGGGACUGGCUGGAGCACGUGGGGCUGCCGCAGUACGAGAGCAAACUGCUGCUGAACGGCUUUGAUGACCUCCACUACAUGGGGAACAAUGUGAUGGAGGACCAAGACUUGAGGGAGAUUGGAAUCACAGAUCCGAGCCACAGGAAGAAGAUCCUGCAUGCAGCACGCUCCUUACCAAAGGUGAAAGCCCUGGGAUGCGACGGUAGCAGCUCCCUCUCCGCCUGGCUGGAGAAUCUGGGUCUGCACGAGUACCUGCCCAACUUCCUAGACAGCGGCUACUGCAGUCUGGACUGUGUGAAAAACCUUUGGGAGCUGGAGAUCGUCAAUGUGCUUAAGAUUACUUUGCUUGGUCACAGGAAACGCAUCAUAGCCUCCUUAGCUGAAAGGCCUUAUGAGGAGCCUCCUGUCAAACCUCCUCGGUUGUCUCAAAUCAGGUGUCAGGACCUGCCAGGAUCCCAGACCUCGUCUCCUCUCAGUCACGUGGAGCCCUACAGCGGUCGCUCCAUGGACCUGCUGCUGCCUGCAGCAGAACCGGGCAGGAAAAAAGCUCCAGAAGCAGAUUACGACGUCGCCCAAAGACAUCAAAGUGGAAGGAAAAAGCCUCAGGAGCGAUAUGAAGAAAUUCAUCAGGAGCCUCGACUGACCUUACGACCUCCGAGUCUAGCAGCAUACGCCCCCGUCCAGAACUGGCACCACCAGCCUGAGAAACUCAUAUUUGAAUUUUGCGCCUAUGAAGCCAGUUAUCUUGGUUCUAUGCUGAUUAAAGAUCUGAGGGGUAUUGAAUCCACGCAGGAUGCUUGUGCCAAAAUGCGGAGAUCCACAGAACAAAUGAGAAAAAUCCCAACUAUCGUUCUGUCGAUCACUUACAAGGGCGUGAAGUUUAUAGAUGCAGCGAACAAGAACAUCAUCGCAGAGCACGAGAUCCGUAACAUAUCAUGUGCAGCCCAGGAUCCAGAGGACCUGUGUACGUUUGCCUACAUCACUAAAGACCUGCAGACCAGCCACCAUUACUGCCAUGUCUUCAGUACAAUAGAUGUGAGCCUGACUUAUGAGAUUAUCCUGACGCUGGGCCAGGCGUUUGAGGUGGCCUAUCAGCUGGCUCUGCAGGCCCAGAGGACCAAACAGCAUCAGGGCCUCCCUGCGGGAAGCAGCUCGGACGUCAAUGAAUCCAAGUCCAGUCGACCUGUGCCCAGACCGCGAGGGAGUGUUCGGAAGUCAGGGAGAGACAUACUGGACCAAGAAGGGGACUCACAGCCUGGUGCCACCUGGCUCGUGGAUCCAAAGGAAUCUAAACGCUCAAUCAGCACUAAGUAUGAGACCACCAUUUUCUAAACGGACCCCUGUUCUCCUCCUCAUCCUCAUCCUCCUGGGCCUGGCUGUUCCUACUUCCCUCCUCCUGUGUGCCUUUCACUGUGACUCAGCCAUUUCCUUUGCGCUGGACGUCCACUUCCCCUCACCUCCUCACAGCACAGCCUGUGACAGCUAACCAGCCUCUGUUGCUCCUUCUCUGAGUUGAACCUUCACCACUUCUACACUCUGCAUUGAUUGUUAUCGCAAUCACUCAAAAAGUCUGCCACUAACAUAUUUUCCUUUAACUUGCCCCUUCCCUUUCUUUCCCCUUCGACUGCAAAUGUACUGUUUUCCUCUCGGUGAUGAGCUCUUUCUUUUCCGCUACAUCAGGCGACGGCCGCUCUGAAGCUUUUUCACUCUGAUCUUUCGUCUCUUGACUUCACUGAGUGCUGAGAAAAAUCUGAGAACUCACCCGCUGCGCUCAUCCCAUUCCCGUAUGGAUGUUUCCAGGAGAAAACUGUGGAUCUGCUCUCCUAACUCUAUGCAUCCAUCAGGCUUUAGCAGGCUGCUCCUCUUUAGUGGGAGUGCAAGUGUUUGGGAGGUUUAUUACUAUUAGCCGCUUGCUUAAAGCCACGCUGAGGUCUUGUAGCACUGUGAGGAGCUUGCUUAGGGGGGAUUUGUUCUUAGAAAGAGGACAUGACACAGCAAAAAGUCCAAAUUAACGUGCCUUGCAGAAGUGUUGAUCUCCAUGCAAUUUUUUUCACAUUUUGUUAAGUUGCAAAAACAAACUUCAAUGUUUGUUUUUUUAUUGUGCAUUUAUUUGUUGAAAACAAAUCAUAACUUAUGCAUGUUCUUAAUUUUUUUCCUAAUUAAAAUCUGAAAAGAGUUGCAUGUGUUUGUAUUAAGAUUUUAUAUUGUAGCUCAAGCUCAGAUUGGAUGAAUUCCAUCUAUGAACUUUUUUUUGAUAUGCCAUUUGCUGUGUCCCCUAUGUUGCUUUUAAGUCGGACUUUAUGUGUAAAAGUUGUCUUUUUAACAUUAUCCUCCCACUUGAGCUGUGCACCUCUCCAACUCCUCCAGAGUUACAACUGGCUUCCUGUCACUAAAGGUCAGCUUUAACAAGCUUUCCUGUACUUCCUAAAUAAAAGCUUCUCCAUGACAUGAUGAUAGUCGAGUGAAAGUCUAUAAAAAGGCAUCGGACAUUUAGGUUUUAAAAUGACAACAUAUUAAACUUGUGUGAAUACUUUUGCAAGGUACUGUAUAUUUGGACUGGUGUGCUCUAAUUUGUUCCGUCAGAGCAACAAAUUAGCUCUGAUUAGGGUACAAAAAUCGAUGUUGUAACCUAUUGUUGAGCAAUAGGGUACAACAUCAUCUACAGCCAGAUGAUGUUUUUCUACAUCAUCUGGCUGUAGAAAAACAGCCAGAUGAUAUUUCAACAGUGAACUGAUGGUAAUUAAGCACUUUUACAAUUUAUUUGUAUAAAAAUAACAGCAUUUCCUCUGUGUAGCUCUCCCUUAUUUUCACUACAAAAGCCUUCAGUAUUCAUCCUGUCUGCAUUGCCUUUCUGUAAUAUUGCCAAUGAUACUUGUUAAAUACAUAAUUGCUGCUGGAAAAAAAAGAGUUAAGCAUUACAUAAAGGGAGGAACAGUUUGUAUGAACAUGUGUUUUCUGUUUUCACUCCAUUUUAAUCAUCUUACACUGUGUGCAUGUGUCUGCGUGUCCCUCCCUCCUCUCUUAGCUGAAUGUUGCUGCUCCUCCCAUUAAGCGAGCCGGGACGGGAAUGGACCCCGUCGCAUGAUGGGGAUGAGCUGGCAGUUUUUUGUGUUUUUGAUCCAAAAAGUGAUGAGCAGCAGCUCAUCACGUCAUCAGUCCGAUCAUGCUCGCUGCACACAUGCGGACCUGGAGACAAAGAUGAGGCUCCACUCCCUUUCAUCUGACCUCUCCACACAUCUGCCCAACAGAGUGUGGCAGCGUCUCCCCUCUCCAUGCAUUCACAAGCUGUAGCCUCCCUCGCAGAGACUUGGUGUUCACUGUUUGAGAAAACAUACCUGCGUGCUCCAAUGCAGAAAUCUGUAGCAAAAGGAGAAGUGGCAGGAGUGAGAAUAUUGAUCUUUUUUUUUUUUUUUUUUUUUUUUUUUUGAGAGAGAGAGUGAGACCUCACACUGUACGCACAGACUACCCUUUGUGUUCAGAUAUUGGAGCUUCUCUCCAUAACCAUCAGCCUAGUAUAUUCCUGCAUGGGAGAAACAUUUUAACCAACACUACAAAGGCUAUCUCUCAAUGAAAUCCCACUUUUAUUUCAUUCGAUUCUUAUUUUGUUGGUUUUAUUCAUUUUAUGGAACUGCUAGUGUCCUAAUGCUGGAACUGGAUCAUGACUGGUGCCGUCUUCUUUUUCCUUCCCCCAUUGUUUAAUUUAAUCCUACCAAGAUUAUUCACCAAAACCUGCCAUGCAGGCUGGUACGACUUUAUUUUUUAAGCUGCAGAACAGAACAAUAGGGUACAACAUGUUUGUCCAGGUAACUCCCUGUACGUUGACUGUUAAUGGUACUAUUGGGUGUAUCAGUGUGAGUCUGGGUACUUAACGGUUUAACUGUUGUAUGUGUGACGACACACUGGUGCGCGCCCUCUUUAGCAUCCCUGUGUGGGCACCUUUAGCCAUCAGCCUGAUCCAGUGCUGCUUUUGCACAUUGCCAAGGAUCAGGAGACAUUUUUUGGAACUUAUCUGAUAUGUUGAGAAUGGAAAUGUACGUGAUUCUAGAGCAGUCUGUAUUUUCAUACUUGAAUAAUUUUGGCUUUUAUAGUUAUCUAUAUAAAUGUGUAUGUAUGUGUAUAUGUAUGUAUGUACGUAUAUAAUUUUUGAUGUUUUUGUCAAAGCAAAGGACUAUGUCUUAUAAACUAAAACAUAUCGUGAAUAAAUAUCCUGUGAUUUAAAAAGAAAAAAGGCUGAGGAAUUGACUCAGAGGGACCUCAAUUCAUAAAAAAAGAUUGUAAAUAAUCUUGGGCUUCCAGUCUUUUUUUAUAGUUAUUUUUCAUAAUUGUAAAACUAAUAAACGUUGGGAUUAGAAUUA
Messenger RNA from Gambusia affinis (western mosquitofish), 7165 nucleotides. Its product is annotated as ankyrin repeat and SAM domain-containing protein 1A-like. Gene Ontology annotation, molecular function: protein binding. The transcript has 27 exons. Bases 606 to 4142 code for a protein of 1178 amino acids. Lineage: Eukaryota; Metazoa; Chordata; Actinopteri; Cyprinodontiformes; Poeciliidae. The record is from RefSeq and is a predicted model, not a curated record. Gene Ontology annotation, cellular component: cytosol.